AUGCUCAAUUUCCGUUCGAAAGAGGUCCGUCAGCUCCUGCACAACAAGUUUGUCGUCAUCCUAGGCGACUCGAUCCAGAGAUCUGUCUACAAGGACCUCAUCCGCUUGCUGCAGAAUGACUCCUUGCUCACCUCCUCCCAAAUGAAGGCCAAGGGCGAUCUCCGCUUCGAAAACGACCGCUUAAUUGAAGGCGGGGUGCUGGGCGGCUUGCACAACGGCACCCAUUAUCGGGAGGUGCGCCAGUAUCGCACCUCCCACCACCUGGUCCGCUUCUACUUCCUCACCCGGGUGUACUCGCCGUACCUGGAAAGCAUCCUGGACGAUUUCCGGACUGGGCCGCAGCCGGAUGUGUUGAUCCUCAACUCCUGCGUCUGGGACAUCUCGAGGUACGGCCUGUCCUCCAUGAAGGAAUACCGGGCCAACCUGGAGAUAGCCUUCAACCGGCUGGACGAGGUGCUCCCCUCAGGCUGCUUGGUCAUCUGGAACAUGACCAUGCCGCUGGGCCCCAAGGUCACUGGGGGCUUCCUCGUUCCAGAGCUGCAGCACCUGAGCAAGACCCUCCGGAACGACGUGAUCGAGGGCAACUUCUACGGCGCCACGCUGGCCGGCUUCCACCUCUUCGACGUGAUGGACCUCCACUACCACUUCCGCCUCGACCUGCGGAACCGGGCCAAGGACGGCGUCCACUGGAACAACGUGGUGCAUCGCAGGAUCACCAGCCUGCUGCUGGCCCACGUGGCAGGCGCCUGGGGCGUGGCCCUGCCGGACCUCAAGCGCUGGGAGGGCCCGGUGUGGGAGAAUAGGCUGACCGUGCCCUUUGGCCUCCCGGGGGUGCUGCCGCGGCCACCGCUUGCUAACCUUCCUGAGGGAUUCCUUGACCAACAUGGCGCCCGCAGACCAGAUCCCCCCGGGUUCCACGAAGACUCCUUCCUCGUCCUCAGCAACUUGGAGUCAGUGGAGCCCUUCUCUGGAUUCACCAGCUUCGAGGACUCCCGCGUCCCACCUCCCUUCCACCUGGACGGCCCAGGGCGGGAGAACAGGCCAGCCGUAUCCUUUGACCUCCCGCGGCCACCGCUUGCUGACCCUCCCAAGGGAUUCCCGGACCGACGUGGCGCCCGCAGACCGGAUCCCCCCGGGUUCCACGAAGACUCCUUCCUCAUCCUCAGCAACUGGGAGUCAGCGGAGCCCUUCUCUGGAUUCACCAGCUUCGAGGACUCCCGUGUCUCACCACCCUUCCGCCUGGAUGCGGGGGCGCUUGACCACUUCCACCAUUUCGAGAGGCCUGACCCGAGCCUCUUCCCCCCUUACCCCUCCCCCGAGGAAGGAAGCCUCCCCCUGCACUCCAGCCGCUGCCGCAAAAGGGCUCGCCUGGUGGUCGAGCACCCCCAGGGCUAUGUCAUGCGCCGGCAGACCGUCCACGUGAGAGACGAAACCCCGUACCAGAGGGGCCAUAAGUUCCUCUACAAGCAGUGCUGA
Messenger RNA from Elgaria multicarinata webbii, 1476 nucleotides. Its product is annotated as PC-esterase domain-containing protein 1A-like. The transcript is spliced from 8 exons. The record is from RefSeq and is a predicted model, not a curated record. Lineage: Eukaryota; Metazoa; Chordata; Lepidosauria; Squamata; Anguidae. Bases 1 to 1476 code for a protein of 491 amino acids.